Messenger RNA from Xenopus laevis (African clawed frog), 1476 nucleotides. RefSeq names its product ADP ribosylation factor like GTPase 14 effector protein like S homeolog (gene arl14epl.S). Bases 1 to 732 code for a protein of 243 amino acids. The transcript is spliced from 5 exons. The record is from RefSeq and is a predicted model, not a curated record. NCBI's taxonomy places the organism in Eukaryota, Metazoa, Chordata, Amphibia, Anura, Pipidae.
AUGUUGCGUGUAGAAACUGAUUUCAUCCGACACGACAAGACUAUCGGAUGCGAAAGCAGCAUGUUGCGUCUUCAUCCGACAGUCGUGUCGUAUGAAAUCAACUUCUACGUGCAACAUUCCUAUUACAUUAGAUUCGGUGCAUCCGACGUGACCCCUGUGCUUCCUCACGUCGCGUCGGAGAGUGGAGUUUCACCGCACAUACAGGUCAACACUGAGAACACAUUUCCCCCACAGAAACAUGACAGUUUUGAUUAUAUAGUUCUGCCAAUGACUGAGAAAUUGGAAAAAUCAAUGGCAGUGAGACAUAGUGAUGCACAAGGAAUCAAAGCAGAGAUGCCAAAAGAGGAGAGUCCCAAAGCACACAAACAGCUGCAAGUGGAGCGUCAGCUGAAAUGUUUAGCCUUUCAAAACCCGGGGCCCCAGGUGGCAGAUUUCAAUCCGGAGAAUCGAAUGCGGAAGAAGAAAGAGUGCAUGUCUCAGCUAAAUGGAUACUAUUCCACAAAGGUAUCUGUUAAGAAGUAUGACAAACAAGGCAAACUGCUCUGCAAUAACAAAGAUCUGUGUGACUGCUUAGAAGAGAGCUGCCAAGGUUGCUUCUACCCAUGCCCCAAAUGUAGCUCCACCAAAUGUGGACCCGAGUGCCGUUGCAACCGAAAGUGGGUGUAUGACAGAAUACAGGCAGAGGGUGGUGUUGUGAUCAGCAAACUGCCCUUCUCGGUUCCCAAUUCAUAGGAGUCUUCUAUACAAUUUGUGCUGGAACAUCUUCAUGAGGAACUGCACUGCAUCAAAAGCCCAAAACAUUAGCUGAAAUUAACCCCGUUCUUUUAAAAAGUACAAGGAGUUUACUUUUCAUUAGCAAUACUGGCUUAGUGGAGAUCUGGGGCCGUCUGCUUGCAACCUGUCACUAAUUGAAAAAAGAGGAUGAACCUUUUAUUUUUUAACCUGGACCCACCAAUACCAUCACAGAAGGCAAGGCUAAUGUGGCGACAGAAGAUUGUGGUUUAAUCUUCUCAAAUGUAUCAUGCAUACAAGUUUGGUGGGAAAGAAAUUAUGGUCUUGGGCUGUUUUCCACUGAAAGCAAAAAUUGUGCUUCCUACUUUGAUAUAGUAGCAAAGGAACGACCAACUUCAUUUUAACAGCCUUAAAUUUAUAAUAAUAUGGUGGCCAUGUUGCUGACUGGACACACUUGGUAAUACUGUUUUUUAAAAACAUUUAUUUUAUGAAUGAAGGCACCAAGUGCACCCUCUGUACUGAUAUAAUGAGGUGUUUUGACAUAUUUAAAUGUACCUGGAAUAUGGACCAAAACAAAGACCUUUUGUCAAUUGUGCCAAGUAAAAUUAUAUGUGUAGCAAGACUAGUUUUGAGGAUGUUUACAUAUUCUUUACAUAUGUAUUCCAUUUAUGAAAUGUCUUUAAAUUGUGACUAUGUGGGAAAUCAUGUUAGCACCUACAGUAAUUCAGUUAAUGUAUCUGAGGA